Babesia ovata is the source of this 465-nucleotide messenger RNA. RefSeq lists its product as uncharacterized. The record is from RefSeq and is a predicted model, not a curated record. NCBI's taxonomy places the organism in Eukaryota, Apicomplexa, Aconoidasida, Piroplasmida, Babesiidae. Bases 1 to 465 code for a protein of 154 amino acids. The transcript has a single exon.
AUGGUCGAUGAUUUUGUCAAAUGUGAUAUCAUUGCCCAGCACCCUUUUUCCGGUCGGCCGGACAUCAUUGACAUGGUCAUCAGUCCACUCCUUAAACCACUCCACAACCCUCUGUCCUUGCUUGCCCAAAAUGCCUUGCAACCAACCAUUCACAAUUUUGUCAAACUGCCCACUCCCGCUGAACGCAUUGAAAUAAUCCUGCACCUUGCUCUUAAUCCCCUCGAGGCCGGAGCCACCGGAGUUAUGCCAAUUAUUUUCUCCCGCCUGCCCCUUAAUCUUUUCAACUUCCCCUUUAAUAUGAUCGAGAAUCUUUUCCAACUUUUUUGCAUUUUCCCCGCUGAGCCCAUCAAACGUCCCGCCAAGCCCCUCAAUCGCCUUGUCAACUUCACCGACUUUCUGGCUAAGCGGAGUUUGGAUAUGAUUAUCAAAAUUACUGUCAAGGCCAUUCACCGCUCGCUGAAUUGA